AUGAACCGGGAAACCAUUCUCCGAAAGGUCCGUGAAUGUGAUCCGUAUGGGCGCGUUACCCUCAAGCAGCUCGAAUGGCAUCCAGAAGACAACUCCAAUUAUUAUGCCACCGAUCAAGCCUUCAAUGGCUCGUCCUGGCAAUGUUAUCUUUGCCCAUCUUGUUUCAAAACCCGCCAUGGUCUGAACCAGCAUCUCAACUCUCCCGUACACAAACAGAAGGUCUAUCGUUGUCCCAACGACCGAAGCCAGUGCGGCAAGGAGUUUGUGACACUUGCUGCAUUAUUUCAUCAUCUGGAGAGUGAAUCCUGUUCAGUCGUGAGAUUUGAGACUGCUCAGAAGGGCGUGAACGAUAUGUUCCUGAAAGGGAAAAUGAUAACAUUUUGA
Molecule: messenger RNA, 384 nt
Organism: Trichophyton verrucosum HKI 0517
Lineage: Eukaryota; Fungi; Ascomycota; Eurotiomycetes; Onygenales; Arthrodermataceae
Exons: 1
Coding region: 1-384 (127 amino acids)
Source: RefSeq, a predicted model, not a curated record